Molecule: messenger RNA, 966 nt
Organism: Trichogramma pretiosum
Lineage: Eukaryota; Metazoa; Arthropoda; Insecta; Hymenoptera; Trichogrammatidae
Product: trypsin-1-like
Exons: 4
Coding region: 32-856 (274 amino acids)
Biological process (GO): proteolysis
Molecular function (GO): serine-type endopeptidase activity
Source: RefSeq, a predicted model, not a curated record
UCCUUCAACAUUUUCAUUAUUCACAGUCAACAUGUCGUUGAAAUUAGUAAUUCUGUGUUUAUCAUUUGCAAUCGCACAUGGAUUUCCUCGUCUUGGAUCGCCAUCUGUAGGAUCAACAGUAGCUCGCAUCAAUGGAGGUGAAAACGCCUUACCAGGCGAAUUUCCGUAUCAAAUUUCAUUGCAAAUUAAUUAUGUUGGACAUAAAUCUCACUCGUGUGGAGGCAGCAUUCUUAAUGAAAAUUGGAUUUUGACAGCAGCUCAUUGUGUAUAUCAAAUUUCACCAUAUGCUAAAGCUUAUGUUUUGUCUGGAAAACAUUCAAUUUAUCGUAUUGAGAGAACGCAACAAGAAAAUCUAGUUGAGAAAAUAGUUGUUCAUGAAAAUUAUUCUGGAAAGAUUGGGCCUAAUGAUAUUGCGCUCCUCAAAUUGCGAAGUCCUUUAAUUUUUAAUGAACAUGUAAAACCGAUCGACUUACCCUCAAAAAAUAGCGAAGUUGAGGGUGAGGUAAUUUUAAGUGGCUGGGGAGCAGUUCACUCAAAUGGUAGAGAUACACCUGAUAUUUUGCAAAAGGCUACAUUAACGACAAUUGGUUUGGACGUUUGCAACAAAGCUGUGGAAAAAUACGGAGACACGAAGGUCGUAUCGAGUAAUAUAUGCACUGGUCCUAUAACUGGAGGAAUUUCAGCUUGUCAGGGUGAUUCGGGUGGUCCACUCAUUAAAGAAAAAAACGGAAAAGCUCAAUUAGUUGGGGUUGUCUCCUGGGGAGUAGUUCCUUGUGGUUUCGUUGGAGCGCCUUCAGUCUAUACCAAGGUAUCGUCUUAUAUAGACUGGAUAGAAAACGUUAUGAACGAGUCUUAAAUCUCCCAAGUCUGCUAAUCUGCGGAUGACUACUAAUCUUUAUCAAAAACGAAUAUUAAAAAAAAUUGUACAUAUGUAUAUUUAAAAUAUAAAGAUAAUUUUUCAUGGAA